AUGGCGACCAAAUAUCCAGAAGUCGACUCAACAAGUGGUCUGGGAUCAUUGCCACCAGAAGAGAAUGUACAUCGGGAUUUCGAAGAAACACUGACCACUGAGCCUACAGAGGCAGAAGCAGACCGUGGUGGUACCCAUGCCGUGCUCCAGGAGUCUUACGACCGGGAAAUAUGGCGUUUGCAAGGCAAAGGUGUGUCGAAACUAACGUUAAAGGGGAUCGACAGCCACAAAGUUACUGUAAGCGAAAGUAAAUUUCAACCAAGCAGCAGCACUCCAGCAUUCGCGACUGAACGCACGUGGCCUUUAUACAGCGAUGGACAGGACGUCCCUCGGGAACGUGUGGAACACAUGAGGAACAGCGGCAAGGGAAAGUCAAACGAAGUACGCCAAGUUACUCAAGCAACUGGAUAUGAUUUUGAAGUACGCCAAAUUUACUCCAAAUUGGCCGAUCAGCUUCAGGAGUUCGAGGGAGGCGAGGACUGCUACCUUCUACCCAUCGAGAAUGGAAUUCUUUUCUCCAAAAAAAAGAUAGCCAAGUCCAAGGACAACGUACCGGACUCCGUCUGUGUGGAACACGAGCCUAGGAGAGGUAAAGUUUUCCUGAAUGGAGUCCUCCUGGCAGCUACUGUGACCCAAGACAGCAGCAUUUACAGACGAAAACACGUAAAACUUGGCCUUCGUGGUAACUUCCUGAUCUUGCCGGAAGAUGAGAUAGAUGUACUAGGACGUGGAAAUGAGGCAACUGUUUUAAUGGCAAAUGAUGUACUGACUGGUGAUAAGUUGGCAGUCAAGAAGAUGGAGAUCAGUGAAAAGAUGCUGAGUGGAAGCGAUCCUUUUGCAGCCUUCCUGAAAUUGGCUGGCUGUGAGCAGACUUGA
Molecule: messenger RNA, 876 nt
Organism: Branchiostoma belcheri (Belcher's lancelet)
Lineage: Eukaryota; Metazoa; Chordata; Leptocardii; Amphioxiformes; Branchiostomatidae
Exons: 4
Coding region: 1-876 (291 amino acids)
Source: RefSeq, a predicted model, not a curated record